AUGGACUUUUCUGAAGAGUUACAAAAAGCAUCCAGACUGGGAGACAUCGGAUUAAUUAGAAAUGCACUAGAUCAAUCACCUGAGAUAAUAGAUGAACUUGAUAAAAAACUUGGAUGAGCUCCUUUGUAUCGAACUGUUAUCUGCGGGCACUUAGAAGCAACACAAUUUUUACUAUCGAAAGGCGCAAACCCAAAUAUUCAAAAUCGUCUAGGUGAAACUCCGCUUCACCAAGCUGCUGAUAAUGACCAAUAUAAAAUAGCUGAAUUGCUUAUCAACUAUAAAAGUGAUCCAAAUAUACAGCAAAAUGACGGUGAUACAGCUCUGCAUCAUUCAGCAUAUAAAGGCCAUUUGAAAAUAGUGAAGCUUUUGUUGAGGCAUAAGGCAAACCCAAACAUACAAAAUUUUGUUUUUGGCAAAACUCCGCUUCAUCUGGCUGUUGAAGCUGGGAAUUUUCAAGUUGUCCAAGAACUCCUAUAUUUCAAUGCCUCUCCUCUUAUUUUAGAUCGUUCUGGGAAAGCAUCAAUAGAUUAUACUCACAGCCAAGAAAUUUUGAAAAUAUUAAAUAACGCUAUCGAAAACCCCAGCUUAGGAUUAGAUUUUAAUGAGAAAAUUGAUUAUCCCAUUAUUGAAUGCAAAACAGAAACUAUUGAUGAAGGGCUAGAUCACAGUAUGGACGAAUUAAGAUAUAUUCUUAAAGACACUCCUUCAUUUGAAGAGGAUAAUGAAGUGACAAAGUCUGAAUCAGUUCUUGAGCCUGAAUGUGAAAGAGUUAGCACUGGGAGUGUCAAUAUUAUAAAUUCAUCGAGAACUUUUUCAUUUGGAGGAGAUUUGAGUAAAAAUAACUUGUAUAGGUGGCUAUGCAAUGCAAGACUUGAAGCUUUAUUUCAAACGCUUAUACAUAAUGGGUAUGAUGAUAUUGAAUGUAUUUUUCAGCUGAUGAAAUCUUCGGAGCCACUUAAUAUAAAAACGCUUGAGAAUAUUGGGGUAAGGAAACCGGGAUAUAUUGCUAGGUUUUUAGCACUUUUGGAGCUAGAAAUAAAAGAGAAAAAAGUUAAGCAGCCUAAAAAAUCUGCUUUUUCGUGCUGUUCUGUCCCGAAUUAUGCUCCAGGAAUUAAUUUAUUACCGACUCUGCAAGAAUGAUUAGAACAGAUGGGCUUAGGAUAUUUUCAUCGAUUUUUUAAAGAUGCAGGCUAUGAUGAUAUGGACCAUUUAUUGAUGCUAAUGCACUCUAAUUACCCAAUUACUGAUGAGGUACUCAAAAAUGACAUUGGGAUUGAGAAGGUUGGACACAGACAUAGAAUUUUGGCAAGGUUAAGAGAUGAAGCUCAAGUGAAAAGACACAGAAAACUUACUUCUCAAGUUGCUUUGUCUAUAGAAAAUAACUCUAAAGCAACUGCAUGUGAAUUCUGUAUAAUAGUCUAA
Molecule: messenger RNA, 1422 nt
Organism: Blepharisma stoltei
Lineage: Eukaryota; Ciliophora; Heterotrichea; Heterotrichida; Blepharismidae
Source: the annotation of a GenBank genome assembly